Messenger RNA from Marmota monax (woodchuck), 6791 nucleotides. It is a transcript of the gene Ano5, whose product is annotated as anoctamin 5. Gene Ontology annotation, molecular function: protein dimerization activity; chloride channel activity. The coding region runs from base 417 to 3155 and encodes 912 amino acids. Gene Ontology annotation, biological process: chloride transmembrane transport. NCBI's taxonomy places the organism in Eukaryota, Metazoa, Chordata, Mammalia, Rodentia, Sciuridae. Gene Ontology annotation, cellular component: plasma membrane. The record is from RefSeq and is a predicted model, not a curated record. The transcript has 22 exons.
GAGACGGCGACCUAGAGCAGGCGAAAAGGAAGCGCCGGGAAAGCAAAAGCAGAAAGGACUCGGGCAAGGAAGGCUGGCGCCGGGACUCGUACUGGGAGGCGUACACCGAGAGAGCCGAGAGGCGCUACCGGGAGAGGUCAGUGAAGCGCAAGGUCAAGGACGCGGAGUCCCCCGACGACAAGUGGACGUUCCCGCUGGAGAGGAAGGCCAAAGUGCCCAUCCAGAAGGCGUCGGAGGAGUCUGAGGAGUCGGGGGACAGCGGCCCCGAGAAGCCCGAACUUCCCAAGCAAGCCAGGCUACCACUGCCGCGGCCCAGGAUCCGUUUCAGUUUCGCCCCCAGAUUGUCUCGCCGCUGGUCGCAGUGGUCGGCCACCGACACCCGUCCCCGCGACAGUGUGAUCAACGAGCUAGCGAAGAUGGGCGAUCCCGACCUCCUGGAAAUGGUGGAGCAGGAAGGGAGAAGAAACAGUAGAGAAUUCAUCUAUAGUGUUGAAACGAGUGAUAGCCUGAGCAGCGCAGAAACCUGUUUUCUCAUCAAUGAAGAAAGAAUGCCUGCAAAGCGAUUCAAUUUGUUCCUGAAGCGGCGUCUUAUGUUUCAAAAAAGGGCACAAAGCAAAGAUUCUGUCUUCUUCCGUGAUGGAGUCAGGCAAAUUGAUUUUGUGCUUUCCUAUGUUGAUGACAUAAAGAAAGAUGCAGAGAUAAAGGCGGAAAGAAGAAAAGAGUUUGAACAAAAUCUCAGAAAAACAGGUCUUGAGUUGGAAAUUGAAGACAAAAGGGACUCAGAAGAUGGAAGAACUUAUUUUGUCAAGAUUCAUGCACCUUGGGAGGUACUAGUUACUUAUGCAGAAGUUUUGGGAAUCAAAAUGCCUGUUAAGGAGAGUGAUAUUCCCCGAACUGAGAACAGCCCUUUGCGUUAUAUGCUCGGGCCUGUGAGGCUCCCACAGGAAGUGAAGUUUCCUCGCCCUGAAUAUUUCACUGCCCAGUUCAGCAGACAUCGGCAGGAGCUCUUCCUCAUUGAAGAUGAAGCAACCUUCUUUCCAUCCUCAUCAAGAAACAGAAUUGUAUAUUAUAUUCUCUCACGGUGUCCUUUUGGCGUAGAAGAUGGGAAGAAAAGGUUUGGGAUUGAUAGACUGCUAACUUCUAAUACCUAUUCAUCUGCCUACCCACUCCAUGAUGGCCAAUAUUGGAAGCCAGCAGAAUCUCCCAGUACUGUCAAUGAAAGGUAUACACUUUAUCAGAAUUGGGCACGCUUUUCCUAUUUUUACAAGGAGCAGCCUUUAGAUUUAAUUAAGGACUAUUUUGGAGAAAAAAUUGGUAUCUAUUUUGUUUUCUUGGGAUUUUACACUGAAAUGCUUCUAAUUGCAGCUGUAGUUGGCUUAGCUUGUCUUAUUUAUGGGAUAUUAUUAAUGGAUUCUAACCAAACCAGUACUGACAUCUGUGACCCUGAAAUUGGAGGUCAAUUGAUCAUGUGCCCACUCUGUGAUCAAGUAUGUGAUUAUUGGAGACUAAAUAGUACCUGCUUGAGUUCAAAGUUGUCCCAUUUAUUUGAUAAUGAAUCUACAGUAUUCUUUGCAAUAUUCAUGGGAAUUUGGGUCACACUGUUUUUGGAGUUUUGGAAACAGCGACAGGCCAGAUUGGAAUAUGAGUGGGAUUUAGUGGACUUUGAAGAGGAACAGCAGCAGCUUCAACUGAGACCUGAAUUUGAAGCUAUGUGUAAACACAGGAAAAUGAACCCAGUGACAAAGGAAUUGGAACCUUACAUGCCUCUGUGGAAUCGUAUUCCAUGGUACUUUUUAUCAGGAGCCACAGUGACAUUCUGGAUGGCUCUUGUUGUCAGCAGCAUGGUAGCGGUGAUUGUGUACCGCCUGUCCGUCUUCGCUACAUUUGCUAGCUUCAUGGAAAGUGAGGCAACCUUACAGCAUGUUAAAGUUUACUUUACUCCUCAGUUAGCCACAUCACUCUCAGGAUCAUGCUUGAACUUUAUUGUCAUCUUGAUCUUGAAUUUCUUUUAUGAAAAGAUAUCUGCCUGGAUUACAAAAAUGGAAAUUCCUCGAACUUACCAGGAGUAUGAGAGCAGUCUUACUUUGAAAAUGUUCCUGUUUCAGUUUGUAAAUUAUUACUCAUCCUGCUUCUAUGUAGCUUUCUUUAAAGGAAAGUUUGUGGGCUAUCCUGGAAAAUACACAUAUUUGUUUAACGUGUGGAGAAGUGAAGAGUGUGAUCCUGGAGGCUGUCUAAUAGAAUUGACAACACAGAUGACCAUUGUAAUGACGGGGAAACAGAUCUUUGGAAACAUUAAAGAAGCCAUUUAUCCCUUGGUUUUUAAUUGGUGGAGACGCCGAAAAGCUCGGACCAACUCUGAGAAAUUGUACAGUCGCUGGGAGCAGGAUCAUGACCUUGAAACUUUUGGACAACUGGGGUUAUUCUAUGAAUACUUAGAAACAGUUAUCCAAUUUGGAUUUGUCACACUAUUUGUGGCCUCUUUUCCUUUGGCCCCUCUUCUUGCCCUUCUGAAUAACAUCAUAGAGAUCCGAGUGGAUGCCUGGAAACUUACUACUCAGUAUAGGAGACCUGUAGCUGCCAAAGCUCAUAGCAUAGGCGUUUGGCAAGACAUACUUUAUGGAAUGGCCGUUGUUUCUGUUGCAACUAAUGCUUUUAUUGUCGCGUUUACAUCAGACAUCAUCCCCCGUUUAGUGUACUACUACGCCUAUUCAACAAAUAUCACGCAUCCUUUGAAAGGAUAUGUCAAUAACAGUCUGUCGGUAUUCCUGAUAGCUGAUUUUCCAAACCACACUGCACCUUCGGAAAAACGAGAGUUCACCACUUGCAGGUACAGAGAUUAUAGAAACCCUCCUGAAGAUAAGGAUAAAUACAUUCAUAAUAUGCAAUUCUGGCAUGUCCUUGCUGCUAGGAUGACCUUCAUUAUAGUUAUGGAACACAUUGUGUUCUUGGUUAAAUUUUUGUUGGCCUGGAUGAUUCCUGAUGUUCCAAAAGAUGUUGAGGAGAGACUCAAACGAGAAAAGUUAAUGACUGUCAAGAUUCUCCAUGACUUUGAGCUCAAGAAAUUAAAAGAGAACUUGGGAAUUAAUUCAGAUCUAUUUUCCAAGCAAGUCAUGAUGGAAGAAAGCAAAGUACAGCUGGCUAAAUCAACAAUCUAAUCAGCAUAAUGAAAAAGCAGCUGGUUGCCUGUCUCACUCCAAUUUUUUUCUCUGGGUUUAGGGCCAGAGGCCAAAAGCCAUGUGUCAAUUUUACUCCUUUUUUUUUUUAACUCAAUUUUAUAUACUUUCAUAAGAGGCCAACUUUGUGAUAUUGUUCACAUAAUCCUCUGGUCCCUUCCCAGAUAUUGUUUUCUAGGGUCCUAUAAAUGAUUGUUGAAAGCACAUGUAGAAUCAGAUUAUGGGAAAUCAUGGUGUUUUGCAGUUCAGAAUGAAACACUGAACUGGGGCUGUCCCUUCUCCUUGCAGUGCAUCUGCACAUUUUUAUGGUCUUCUUUUGGGUUGCUUAUAUCUCCUCCCCAUCAAGAAAAAUGUUACAUAAAGAAAGGGAGCAGAGAGACCUCCUGAGUCACAUAAAUCCUGCCAUUUUAAAAUCUGCAAGUGAAACACCAAAAUCAGAUGACAUAAUAAAACUAGCAGGAGUUUGUUCCUGAAAUUGUCCAAUAAAAGUUAAACUCCAUCAUACUCCCAGAUACUUCUUCCAGGCAAAUGCAGAAUUCAUUUUUUUUCUAAAGACUAAAUGUUUGAGUUUCAACAGAGACUAACAACAAGUUACUUAAUGAUAAUACUUUGGUAACUAUAAUUUCUAGACUGUAGAUUGUCUUAUCUGGAAAACCACAUUACAAAGUUGUUAGGUCUUCAAGUGAGUGAAAGGUAUUGGAGAAAGUUACCUGUGUUUUCUUAGCAGUUAAAGAAUGCAUAUUUAUGUAUUCACUUCAAUCUAGAAAAUUGUUAAAGUUUUUUAAAUUACUUUUCUUCUGGAAUGCCUGUUUUGCAUCAUGAAGCCUUUUUGAACACAAGUUAUUUGUAUAAGCUAAGUAAAGUUAUUUAUGAAAUGCGGUCUAUUUGCUUAAAGGAGUUUUAACUCUUAAUAAGUUUACAGCAUUUUCAUAUCGGUGUAUCACUGUACACAAUGCCCAGUGCCUUGUUCCUAUGCCUUUGACACAUGAGAGAUCAUAUUAUUGGCUGUUGAUUUGACACAAUUUAUCAAAUAUAAACUUAUCUUAGAGAAAUGACCAAAAAGUUUAACACCAAGGGAAAAAUCAACAAAGUAAAAAUAAUGUGAUGGACUUGAUAGUCAAGUGAACAAUAUUUGUCAAAUUAUUCCUCUCAAAUUUAGACCUGUGUACAUGUACAACAAUUUUAGCUCUUAUUCUGUUUAACAAAGUAUUAUAUUUGUGUGUUACAACUAGAGAGAAAGAGAGAUGCAGUCUAAUUAUAUACCAUAUGAUUCUCUAGUUUCAAAUUACAGGUCAGUUCCAAAGGAAUAGUGUUUAUCACACACAAAGAAACUGUAUCACAAGAUUUUUUAAAGUAGUAUUUCUUAAUCUAAUGUAAAUGAAUUUUAUAGCAUUGCUAAUAUUAAAUAUAUGACAGAUGAACAAUAUUAACUACUGAUUAAUAUUAAGCAUUUAAAACUGGGGAUUAUGCAUUCUAUAAAACUGUAAGGCCAUUACCCCAGUAUUGGAAGAACCAAUUUGUCAUCCACUGGGCAUAUUUCAUGAACAUUUUUGGGUAACUUGAACUCAUAAUUGAAAGAUGAUUAUAUAUGUGGAGGAGAUAUAUUUCAUGCUUGAGAAAACCAGUCAGGGUUACCAUGAAAUAAGCCCCAGACACAAUAAUAUUAUUACCUUGUCAAAUCAAACUGCAUUAUUACAGUGAACAUUGUACACAAGUUCAUAUUGUUUCCUUCCUGGGUGCUGAUGAAAAUAAGGAAGAGCAUGGACUUUAAUUUCUUGGAUAUACAAUUUUAUUAUUUUAUUUUUAUGGCUUGAAGUAUUUAGAAGAGCGAGAUAGUAAGAUAAAGACAAAUUUAACUCAUAAAGUUACCUGUCCACUACAGCUUUAAAACAAAUGUACCCAAGUGUUGGGUUAAUAGAGAAUAUACGAAUAAACCAGCAAAAGAAGAAAUUGUUUUUAAGAUAAUUAAUUCUUAUGAUUGAUGGUACUUUCCUUUUAAAAUAUAUUGAUAUAUUCUUUGUAUUCACCUUGUGAUUUCUUACUGAGAAGUUUCUUCUUGUUUUAGAGAUUUUAAAAUUAAAUAUUGGUAUCACUUUCCUCAUAGUUUGCAAAUGAAAAUCAGAAGCCAAAUGUAUUCAAAUAUUUGUUUCAUCUAACCAAAUCCAUUGGUUUUUAUUGGAGGGCUGGAUUAAGAGCACCUGAACACCAAGUAUAACUUCAUGGUGAUCAGCAUUCGAGUUGUUUUUGUCCCUUAAUCAAAUUGAGGUCACUUUUUCUUUUCAGAAAUGUUCCAGGGAACAUUUGAGAUCUUAUGUGAAAUAAAAUGUUUCAGCCAAAAAAAGAAAACAAUAACACAUAACUCUUUUCAAAUGUUCUCUGUCAUUCUUACCUUCAUCAAUUUUUAUUUGCAUACAAGAAACAGAAUCCUUUAAAAUAUUUAUUUUAGAUGAAUCUAUCAAAAAGGAAGAGUCCUAAUUAAAUGCUCUCUUAAGUUUACUACAUCUCAUGGAUGUUCCUGGCUUUAACAUUCUUCUUUUAAGCCAAACUAUUAAGCAAGUUCUCCAGAGAAGAUGAGGAAAAAGAAGCAGAGCAAUGGAGGAGGAAGAAGGAAGUAUUUAUUCCUUUGGAUCCUGCUUGUGUUCCUUUAGGAGAGAGAGGUACUGUGCAGAUGCAUGGCCACUGUGGGUGGAAAGAAGCACCUCUCUCCCAUGUCAUCUUAUAAAAGUCGGAGAAAAACUAGAGAAACUUCAAGGAGACAACUAUUAUGUGUCAAAAGUAAAAGUUGGUUCCAAAAUAAUGCCAGGCCCUAUGAGAGUAGCUAUGGAUCUCUGGGAACUUACUCCCUUUGAGAGUGAGGAAUUUAUACUGCCCAUUCAUAAAGGCAAUCUAUUGUUUUAAAAGAACCUCUCAGGCUGGUCAUGGUGGCACACACCUGAAAUACCAGUAGCUCUGGAGACUGAGGCAUGAGGAUGGCAAGUCCAAAGCCAGCCUCAGCAACUUAGUGAGGCCCUAAGUAAUUUUACAAGACCCUGUUUAAAAUAACAAAAAGGUCUGGGGAUGUGGCUUGGUAGUUGAGAGCCCCUGGGUUCAAUCUUCGGUACCAAAAAAAGAAAGAAAGAAAAUAGAACCUGUCUCAUCUGUGUUUUGUGUCAGGAAUAGGGAAUAGCUCUUAUGUAAUUGAAGAUUAUAAAGGAAUGGCCUUACCAGAAGACCAUUGGUUGGACUGGAAGUAUGCCAUGAAGAAUCCUGUGACUAUUGUGUUGCUCUUUUUCUAGACACAUUUUUUACUGUUCAAUUUUCUGUGUAAUGAUUUUUAAGUAUAACUAUUCCAGCAUUAUGUAAAAAUUGAUAAGAAUGUUCAAAAGUAACAUGUAGUGUGGCUUAAUUUGUGUGAGAUGCAUGCUUCCAGUCCCCAAAAAUGUUUGACUAGAUUUCUCUGUUUGUGUGAGGUUGUAUGCCCUGGAACUAAUCCAUAAAAUAAGUGCUCCUUUUUGUUUUCUCUCUUUCUUUUUUCAGGAAGAGGAUACACAUGUAUGUAAAAAAUUUCUCUUAAGUAAUAUGUACAUAAAUUUCAAGAGACUUAAACUUGCUCAGUGAAUAAAGUGAUAUUAAAAUAAA